AUGUUGAUGGGAUCUCACAAAAACCAAGCAGAGGUGCUUCUCAGAAACUAUGUUUCAGCUGAUUCCUUUGUCGCCUUCACCUCUGUGAUGAUCGGAAUUUUCGUUUGCAAAACGGUGUAUGAUCUGGGCCAACUGUUUAGUGCUGUUUAUUUCAAAAGCUAUUUGAACCUCACAAAAUCUCGACAAAUUGAGUGGAGCAACCGUUGUUCGACAGUUCGAGUUUCCCAUCUCAGCAUAUUCUACUCAAAAGUGCUGGUCGAAGAUUGGAAAGGAAAUGAAGUAAUUAGUGAGCUUUUAGUGGUUAUGAGUGAAAAAGAAGGAUUUAACAUGGAAAAUGGAAAUGGUCCUUCUUCUUGCUUGAGCUUCGCCUCCUCUUCGUACUUAUCAAAUGGUUCGAGUAACAAUAACAUUCACUCCACCACCGGCCCCGAAUUAGGGACGAGCCUCGAGCUACUGAGCUUGAGUAAGCUAAGCUCGUGUCUCGAAAAUCUCGUGGUCAACUCCGAGUAUGACUAUAGUGAUGCCGAAAUUGUGGUCGAGGGGGUCAGUGUAGGGGUCAACCGCUGCAUAUUGGCCGCAAGGAGUGAUUUUUUUCAUGAAUUAUUUAAAAAACCUAACAAUGGCAAGGUGAAGGAGGGUAAAAAACCGAAAUUUGUCUUGAAAGAUUUGCUCCCACAUGGGAAAAUAGGUUAUGAGGCGUUUAUGGUGAUUUUGAGCUAUAUGUACACCGGGAAGCUCCGGCCAUCCCCUCCCGAGGUGUCAACUUGCGUAGACGAGUCGUGCGCGCACGAUGCUUGUGGGCCCGCCAUCAACUAUGCGGUCGAGAUGAUGUAUGCUUCGGUCACGUUUCGGAUCAAAGAACUAAUCAUGGUUGUUCAGCGUCGUCUCAUGAAUUUCAUCGACAAGGCUUUUGUGGAGGACAUAAUUCCCAUACUCACGGCCGCCUCCCUUUGUCACCUCUCUGAACUCCUCUCCCACUGCCUCAACCGAAUCGCCCGUUCGGACCUCGAUGACAUCACCGUCGAGAAAGAGCUCCCACCCGACCUCGUAAAUGACUUAAACGCCCUCCGCCCCAAAUCCAACCCACCCGAGGAGGACCCGGUUGAGGCAGAGCCGGUGAACAAGAAGCGGAUCCGUAGGAUCCACCAAGCCCUCGACUCGGACGACGUGGAGCUGGUGAAGCUCCUUCUAGAAGAAUCCGGAAUCACGCUCGACGAGUCCCUCGCCCUCCACUAUGCGGCCGCUUACUGCAACCCCAAGGUAGUGAACGAGGUCCUCAACAUAGGUAAUGCUGAUGUCAACUUACGCAACUCUCGGGCCCACACGGUGCUCCACGUGGCGGCCAGGCGAAAGGACCCUUCGGUGGUGGUGGGCCUGCUGAAUAAAGGGGCCCGCGUGUCGGACCUCACUUCGGACGGCCGGACUGCAGUGACGAUCGUGAGGAGGCUGACGAGGCCUAAGGAUUUGUACGAGGCCACGAGGCACGGGCAAGAGACUAAUACGGACAGGCUGUGUGUGGACGUGCUGGAGAGGGAGAUUCGGAGGGACCCGCUUGCGGGGGCAGUGGUCGAGUCGUCUAUGAUGGUUGCUGAUGACCUGCACAUGCGCCUUCUGCUUCUCGAGAAUAGAGUGGCAAUGGCGCGUUCGUUAUUUCCAUUGGAAGCCAAAGUGGCUAUGCAAAUCGCCCACGCAGACUCGACUUUGGAGUUCGCCGGACUUUCAGCCGCUAAAGGGUCUUACGGCAACUUUAAAGAGGUUGAUCUUAAUGAGAUACCAUCAGAGCAAGUCAAAAGGCUUCACGCCAGGUUACAAGCCCUGCAAAAAACUGUUGAUACGGGCCGUCGAUUCUUCCCUAAUUGCUCAGAAGUUUUGGACCAGCUGUUGGAGGACGACACGUUGGGCCCACUGUUAUUGGAGAAAGGCAGCCCAGAAGAACAACGGGCCAAAAGGAUGAGAUACAUGGAACUUAAACAAGACCUGAUGAAGGCAUUCAAUAAGGAUAUAGCCGAGAAAAAAUGGACGGGUUUAUCGAUGCCUUCUUCUUGCUCGAAUUCGGCUAAGGUCGCUAGGAAACGAUGAAUUUGUGUGAUUUUUUUUAGUUUUUCUUUCUUUUUUCUUUUUUUUAUUAGUCUCUGUGUUGUAUUUAGCUGUAAUGGUGAUGUUAAUUGCGUAUAGGACUUGUUUUUUUCUUCUUUUUUUUUUC
Striga asiatica is the source of this 2203-nucleotide messenger RNA. The record is from the annotation of a GenBank genome assembly. NCBI's taxonomy places the organism in Eukaryota, Viridiplantae, Streptophyta, Magnoliopsida, Lamiales, Orobanchaceae.